Molecule: messenger RNA, 771 nt
Organism: Dendroctonus ponderosae (mountain pine beetle)
Lineage: Eukaryota; Metazoa; Arthropoda; Insecta; Coleoptera; Curculionidae
Gene: Pet117
Exons: 5
Coding region: 51-698 (215 amino acids)
Biological process (GO): mitochondrial respiratory chain complex IV assembly
Cellular component (GO): mitochondrion
Source: RefSeq, a predicted model, not a curated record
UAUAUGGAAAUAACCCCAAAUAAAUCUGUUAGUUAUUGAUCAUUUCUAACAUGCAUCGGUUGCUGUUGUUUUGCAUUCUCGUUGGUCUCUCCAAUGCGCUGAUCCACGUUGGACAUCACAUAAAAAAUGAGGCUGUAAAAAACGGAAAGUUGCGUAGCUUUUUACACAAAUACGCUAACAACACAAAUAGUUUGGAAAAAUGUGCACAUUUUGACAAUGAAUUCAACCUUGUUAGCUCCGAAGCCGAAACAUGUUUGGAUCGCACAUACAAUUCAGACGAAAUCACUUUCUGCAGUUAUGUGAAAAGUGGCUUGCGAGAUUGUUUCAAUUCGACCAAUGCUCUAUUGGAAAAAUGUCUUCCUGUUAAGUCCAAAAAUGUUUUUUUGUUCAUGUUGGAUUCUACUAUUAAUCUGCUCAAAGCUGUGUGUGCAGCUUCAGCUGCUGAGGUAAUCGAAUUGGUUCAGCCUUGUGUAAUUGAUGCCAUUAGGGGCUCGGAUAAUAUGUGCUAUGAUUCAAUCGAGAUUGAUUUACUAAGUUUUGAGUUAAAUUCCUCGACCAAGUCUGAUAUAUGCAAAACGCUACAUUCCUAUAGAACCUGUAUCGACCUGGAGUUGGAUCGUGAAUGUUCUAGCGCUAUCACUACGAGGACAUUUUUCAAGUUUUACGAUAUUUGGACCAGCAAGUGCAUAAAUCAAUGACUCAUUUAGGGGAAACAGCCCCUUUCAUUUGUUUUAUCUUAAUUUAGAUUGAAUAAAUAAUCCAUUACGUUGA